Molecule: messenger RNA, 546 nt
Organism: Spirometra erinaceieuropaei
Lineage: Eukaryota; Metazoa; Platyhelminthes; Cestoda; Diphyllobothriidea; Diphyllobothriidae
Source: the annotation of a GenBank genome assembly
AUGCGGACCCACCUGUACUCCAACUUCGUGGAUCUGAUGAAAGCCUUCGAUACGGUGAAUCGUGAAGGACUGUGGAAAAUCAUACAGAAAUUCGGCCGUCCCGAACGGUUCACUCACAUGGUGCGUCAGCUCCACGAUGACAUGAUCGCGCGAGUCACGGACAAUGGAGCUGUCUCAGAGGCAUUCACAGUGACCAACGGAGUGAAGCAGGGCUGCGUCCUCGCGCUUACCUUCUUCAGUCUCAUGUUCGCUGCCAUGCUGAUGGAUACCUACCGUGACGAACGCCCUGCGAUACCCAUCGCCUACAUAACGGACUGCCAACUCCCCAACCACCAACGGAAGCACUUCCAGUCACGUGUAUCCACAACUGCCGUUCAUGAACUUCUCUUCGUCGACGCCUGUUCCCUCAACACCACCUCAGAAAUACAAAGGAGCAUGAAUCUCUUCGAUGCCGCCUACGAGAACUUCGGCCUGAUUAUCGACACGGAGAAGACGAGGGUUAGGCAUCAACCGCCGCCCAAUACAGCCCAGUGCGCCGCAAAUUAG